AUGACAUUUCCUGGCACUUUUAACUUAAAGCGCUCAGGUGACUGUGAGUCUCGAUCGUCAUCUGAAGCCAACGAACAGGUGUUUGAAAUUUCUACGCGCAGUCGAAUCUUCAUAUCUCCUCGCAAUAGCCGACAGGGGAGAAACUUAUCAAGUUAUCGUAAGAAUAGUGCGAAUUUGAACAAGCAAGAAACAACCCGAGGGUGGUCUACCUCUCCAGGCACUCAAUCAAGGUGUCAAACAUUUCGUGAGAUGAAAGCAAACAAGUCUUACUGGACCCAUGAUCCAUGCGAGAGUCGAGCGAAGCAUAUAAUCGAGAAGUCUGACGAUACCAACAGCAUAUCGGAGGAUGAAAGUGACGGAGAUUCUGACGAUCUUUGCAAUGACAAUGAUGCUUCGUUUGACGCUGACAUUGAGAUAGACGUGCCUCGUCGACUUAUAAGUAAGCAUCACUCAAGGAUCUGCAAGAAAAAGAGGACAAAAGAAUGUCAAGUUUCCUUGCAGUCGCUGGCUUCCCCAACAACGUCUGAAAAAGAACUGAAAGAGCUUAAACUCAUGCUGAAAAAAUUAGCUCAAGAUGAUGAUUGCGGCGACAGUGUAAAUAUUCAAAAGGAGCCGGUCAUAUCCUCAGCAAAUACUUUGCGUGAUUUGACAGCAGCUAGUGGAGCGUCUAAUGCUCACGCAGCCGAAGCUAUGAAUUCUCUACAUCCCACAAAAAAGUCGCAAAUGAAGAAAAGAAAUGCUGUUGCAGUGAUGCCGCAGUCGAAUAUCUACACUGUAAAAAGUAAAGUGAAAAGCACAUCGGAAAUGACGCGAAAAGCGGGUCAUCAGAAUAAUGCGAGGCGUUGUGAUCUGCCUUACGAGUCAACUGAAGCAUUGGAUAGUUGGGAGACAUUUGUAAGAGAACAUCGUGCUCUUAACAACAACGUGUUUUGCUCUCCCCCCUCACCAUUUCGAAAACCAAAACCAUUGACGUACCCACCUCAAGAUACUUUCAGUAUAAGAGAUAAUAAUGCUCGUGGAGGUGGUAUGCAAGGAUCUUGCGCAGUAUUAUCAGCUCUUAAAGCGUUGCAGGACAAGGUCAAUUGUCUAGAGAACGAGCGUGAAGACUUAACCCAGCAGCUUUCUGAUGCUCAGCUAAGUGAGCGAAAAAGCAAAGCAAAGCUGCUUACAACCAGAAAGAAAUUUUCUAACGAACUAGCACUAACAAAAGAGUCUGGACGAGCAGCAUACGAUACACUGCGAAAUGAUAAUGAAGAACUGAAACUGCAGCUGAUGCAAGCCGAGAAGCGACGGGAAGAUAGCCAAAUCAAGUUAAACCACUUCCAAGAACUUGCACAAAAUUUGUCAACGAAAGUAGAUGAUUUACAAUCGCAGCUUAAAAAUUCUGAGUCACGAUAUUCACGCGUAAAAGCUGAUUCAGAAGAUUCCAAAAGAAUUCAGCGAGAAGCGGUGGACAAGCUGCAAAGGGAGCUGAUACGGAUGCAGCAAAACCAGCAAGAGAAUGUCAAGCAAUUUGAGCUACUUGAGAUUCAGUUUCGACGUGAGGUCGCUGAUCACGCCGAGAGUAAAAAGAAGCUUCAAGUCGCAGAGGAAACGGUGGCUUUGAUCCUGCAAAUAAAUGAUUCAUUGGUAGCCAAAUUAGAAAGGACAACAGAAGCUGUAAAUGAGGCACUGAAGAGGAAUAGUGUGCUCGAGCAACAAACUCGAGAAUCAACGUUGCUUCAAUCCACAGCAGCUUGCCAAACCAGUCCAAAGGGCCACUUCGAUACGAUCGCUCAAAAAGAAAAGAGUACCGUCCGACACGAUUGCCUCAACCACCACAAAACGUAA
Molecule: messenger RNA, 1830 nt
Organism: Plasmopara halstedii
Lineage: Eukaryota; Oomycota; Peronosporomycetes; Peronosporales; Peronosporaceae
Exons: 4
Coding region: 1-1830 (609 amino acids)
Source: RefSeq, a predicted model, not a curated record